AUGAUUACCUGUAGUUUAGUAAAUGAAUCUCUUCCAGGUUCUGUUAAAAAAGUCACCAUCAAAUGGAACCAAUAUCUUUUUGAGUAUCCAUGUGAAUCGAAUUCUGUGUGCACUGAUUACAAAGUUAAACUUUCACGAGGAAAAUAUAUAUUUGAAUUAUAUGGUGCCUCAGGUGGUUCUCACAUUAAUAAAACAACUUCAUUUUGUUUUGAUAAUAAUUCCUGCAUCGACGAAUCUUUUGUCCGCCGCUACAAUGGCAACACAGAAUGUAUUAAAAAUUCAAGCAUUGGUGGUGCAGGAGGUUAUAUUUCUGGAACAAUUAUUCUCUAUUCCGAUACUGUCACUUUUUUGACAAUUGGAGGGAAAGGAAUUUUUGGACAUUCUUUAAAAGAAAUGAAUACAGAUAAAUGCUUUCAGAAAAAAUAUAUAAUAAAGGGUGGGUAUGGUGGUGGAGAUAGUUUCUCAAAUUAUUAUGAUAUCUCAUAUCCUCAGUGGGCAGGUUCAGGAAGUGGAGGUGGUCAAACCGCUGUCAAAUUUUUGGAAAAUGAUUUAUGGCAUCGAGUUUUAGUUAGUGGCGGUGGAGGGGGCACAGAUAAUGCCUUUGGAGAAUAUGGAAAGUUAGAUGAUGGUUCGGGAGGUGCAGGAGGGAAUCUCGUUGCACAAAAUUGGUUUUUGAAUGGUGUUUUGAAACAUGAAUAUUUUGCAAAUUCGACUAAUGGAUUCACAUUUGGAACAGGUGAAGCUGCAAGAUUCGGCCUGAAGAAGAAUCCAUAUUCAGUUCCAGAUGGGGAAAAAUAUGAUAAUGCAGGGGCUGGAUCUGGCUGGUUUGGUGGGUUUUCAUCACAAAAUGGGAGAGGAGGUGCAGGUGGUGGAAGUUCUUGGGCAUUAUCACGUGAUGCGAUCAUCCCAGAAGGUGAUAUUGAAGCAACCGACGAAUUUUAUGAUAAUGCGGAAUCACAUCCAUAUGGAUUCACAAAGACAUCCGGUUAUUUAUUCACAGAUGUCGAACAUGCAGCCGGUAUCUGGAACGGCCAUGGACGAAUCAUCAUUACAUAUAUAAGUUCUCUUAAAUGUCCAUCUUUCAUAUAUUCUCUUCCUCUUAAUAUCAACAUUCUAAUAUUCAUUAUUUUACUUGAUCAAAACUCAUCUUAA
Messenger RNA from Trichomonas vaginalis G3, 1152 nucleotides. Its product is annotated as glycine-rich protein family. Lineage: Eukaryota; Parabasalia; Trichomonadida; Trichomonadidae. Bases 1 to 1152 code for a protein of 383 amino acids. The transcript has a single exon. The record is from RefSeq and is a predicted model, not a curated record.